GUGCGGGCCUUCUCAGAAGGCCCAGAAGUCCCCCAGCCUUCGGAGAAGUUCUCCGAGCCUCCCCAGAAGAGGCAGCAAGCUUCGCGGACGGCGCCUGAGGGCUCCUGAGGAGCCCCGCCGCCUUCUGCGAGGGGGCCUUCUCCUCCUCGCUUGCCCCCCUCGCCCGGCGCCGACCCUCAGUCCUCUCUCGCGGCGGGGCUGCGAGCUUCGGACGCCUGCCGCGGCAGCGGGCCGCCCCUCGGCGCCCGCCCCGCGCCCCUUCCGCGCGGGGGGCGCCGCCAUGGCGAAGGAGGGGCCUGGCUGCGAGCCGCCCGCCCGCAGGCCCAGCGGCACGGCGCGCGGCGGCCGCGGCGGGAGUCGCCUGGCCCGCCGCGGAGCGGCGGCGGGCCACGAGUGGAGGCGGUGGCCCUCCGAGGGGGCCGCCAGGCAUUCUAGACGCUCGAGAAACCCGCGGCGCGCAAGGGCCCUCAGACGAAGGGCUGCGGUGUUUCAAGUCGCUGGCUUUCAGCGGUGAUCUGUGCACCACAGCCCAGGAGCAAUCCAUUGGAGGGUGUCUGUGUGUAUUCUCGUGGAGGAGUUCGCUUCCGCUGCAGUUGCAGUGUGGCGUGCCGCGCUGGCGGCCCGCGCAAGCCGCGGCGGAAGGUCGUUGUGCCAGCACGCGUAAGACCCGCUUGUCGUCGUCGCUUACAAAGAGGUCCGAGCAGACGGAGAUCGGAGACGCGCGCCGCAUCGCCGAUGCAUCGGUGGUGCUGCUCGAUGUGGAGACUAAUUUUCGCCACGCCGGCGUAACCGAUGCAUCGCCGACGUCGACGAUGUCUCGACGGUGCAUCGGCAAUGCACUUGCAAUGCGGCGCGAGGCUCCAGCCCCAUCUGCGUACUCGGGCCCAGUGUGGGCGGCCUCCAGGCACCUGGCGUUUCGAAGAACCCGUGGUUCGAUG
This is a messenger RNA of Prorocentrum cordatum, 938 nucleotides long. The record is from the annotation of a GenBank genome assembly. Lineage: Eukaryota; Dinophyceae; Prorocentrales; Prorocentraceae.